AUGCGAGAUUCUCCCCCGCAAAUCAGCGACGUCCUCACUUCGCUGCGUCGUUCUUCUUCUCCUCGUGCCUCUAGGAUCAUAUAUACCAUCUAUACCACACUUCGCGGAACUGUCAUCCUUACUCCGUGGAUCAUUUAUCUCGGCGCCACAAAUAUUCUCCUGUCUUUACUACUCCCCUUUUCAUUUCUUUUCCCCACAGCCGUCUACGAUAUUUCUUCUCUUCUCGCGUGGUCCGUAUGGGCAGGUAUCCAAGCAAUCUUCACAAAGAUCAAUGGUGCAGAAAUUACCUUUUCAUACUCAUACAAAAAUACAAGCCCAGCAGCGGGAACGGCAGCGGCAGCAUCAGCUGAUACAGGAAAUCGCAAAAUUCACAAGGUUCAUGGAAUUGGCAAAUCCAGUGGAAUCGACAUUUCCCCGUCCAUUGACACGGAAACCACUACCUCUCGAAAGCAGAACGGCGCACCUACAGCAUUAAAUAAUGCCUUUAUCCAAGAAGACGUGGGAAAACAAAGAGACGGCGCAAUAGCCGCUAACAAGAUCUCUACCAAUAACAUCAAUGAUAUCCUACCACAGCACGAAUCAGCCAUUGUGAUUGCCAACCACGUGUCCUGGACAGACUUUUACAUGAUCCAAGCGCUGGCGUCGCAGGCCGGCAUGCUCAGUCGAUGUCGAUGGUUUGCGAAGAAGCAGUUACGCUGGGUCCCGUUUCUGGGAUGGGGACUCUGGGCCAUGCGCAUGCCGCUGGUGAGUAGGAAGUGGAUGGUCGAUCGGCGGGAAAUGGAGCGUGUGUUUGCCGGAGUGGCCGAACAUAAAUGGCCUCUUUGGCUCAUCUCCUUUUCCGAAUCCACGCGAUACACACCCGCCAAAUACGCCGCCACGGCCGAGUGGUGUCGCUCCCACCACCGUCCGGUCCCGCAGCAUACAUUGUACCCGCGCACAAAGGGCUUUGUGGCUACUGUCCAGCAGCUGCGGCGGAGCGCACCCCAUGUCAAGGCCGUGUAUGAUUUGACUCUUGCUUAUGCUUCCCUGUCUUCUUCCUCCUCUCCUUCUGAGUCUCUUUCUGAGUCUCCUUCGUCAACCCCAUCUGCGUCCCCUUAUUCAUCUUCAUCUUCAUCUACCGCAGAUCCACAUUCCUCCUCAUCCUCUCCUGGCCCUUCUUCUUCAACCCCCUCAACCUCGUCUUCCUCUUCAUCUUCCUCUCCCUCUUCCGUUUCUACUUUCCCGUCACGAUCAGCAGAUACAGCAGAUACAGCAGGCGAAGGAGGCGGCGAUGGAGGAACAAAACCAUCAGUCGCCCCAGUCACACCAAUCACACCAGUCGCAGCAGCACCAGCACCAUCAUUCGCAUCGGAGGUACCGGCAGCAGCACGCGAAGCAGGCGGCAAAGCUCGCUCCGGUAGUGGUGGUAGUGAUGCCCCUCUAUCGUCGCCACCACAACCACCACCACCAACAACAAAAACAACAACAACAAAAACACCCCACUUCAUGAACGCACCAAGCAUCUACCAGACUCUCUUCCACCCACACUUACGCCACACAUGGCGCUUCCACAUACACGUCGAGCGGCACGAGCUGGCCGCGCUGCCGGACACGGACGCCGGGCUGGCAGAAUGGUUAGAAGGGCAGUGGAUACGCAAGGGCCAGAAACUGGAGGAAUUAAGACGGGGGUUGGAGAGAGGUGAGAAGUGGGGUGAGAGGUGGGGAAGGGAAUUGUAGCUUGGUUGGGUAGUCUGGCUCUUUUCUUUUCUGUUCUUUUUUUUUCACAUUUACUUUCUUUUUUCUUUUUUCUUUUUCUUUUUCUUUUUUUUGGGCCCUCUUGGCAUGAUAGGCCUUGACACGUUAAGCGCACACAAAGACGUAGUAUACGAUGGACGUGGAGAGACAGAUAUACAUAUACAUAUACAUGCUUUCUUCAUUCACCAGUCACCAUUCACCGUUCAUCAGAAUCAAGGGGAGAUAAAAAGAAAGGAAGAAAGAUUCCAUCUACGUUCGUGAUAUUCGGGCAACAUCGGAGUAAAUGAUGUGUUAAAUCGCAUCAUAUCUUUCCCAGAGACAAAAAGUCCAAGUGAAAACCGAUAAAUGACAAAAUGACAAAAUGACAAUACGACAAAACAAGUGAUAAAUGAUAAAUGAUAAAUUGAUGAUAUUCUC
Messenger RNA from Xylona heveae TC161, 2151 nucleotides. RefSeq lists its product as hypothetical. Gene Ontology annotation, cellular component: endomembrane system. The coding region runs from base 1 to 1716 and encodes 571 amino acids. Gene Ontology annotation, molecular function: 1-acylglycerol-3-phosphate O-acyltransferase activity. The record is from RefSeq and is a predicted model, not a curated record. The transcript is spliced from 2 exons. Lineage: Eukaryota; Fungi; Ascomycota; Xylonomycetes; Xylonales; Xylonaceae.